AUCAAAAUCAGGCACUACUGUUUCGGAUUUAUUGGAGUUCGUUUGUUUCAUGUUUCGUUUUCAGUUGGCUUAGAAAGAUUCGGUUCAAGAUGCCGGUAAUGGACGUGGACACCGCGCUGCAGACCAUAGGCUUUGGCUGCGCGCAGGUGAUCAUCUUCUGGGUGAGCUUCUUCCUCUACAUGUACUCCGUGUGCGAGUCGAUGAGCAUCUCCUACCUGGUGGUGCUCACGGCCUGCGAGUUCGCGACGACGCAAGGGGAGAAGACCUUCCUGGCCAGCUCGGUGCUGAGCGGCAUGGUGUUCUCUGGCUUCUUCGUCGGCUUCCUGGCGGACAAGUACGGGCGCAGGCGAGUGAUUCUGAUCUCGCUGAUCGGAGCUCUGACCGCCUCCGUGAUCUCGGUCUUCAUGCCGGAGCUCUACUCGCUGGCCAUCAUGCGGAUGGUCGUGGGGAUCUUCCUCUCCGGACUCGCCUCCCUGCAGGUGGCCUUCCUGGGCGAGUUCUACGCCCCCAAUUGGCGACCCACCGUGGUCACCGUGUGCAGCCACUCGGUGACAGCGGCGCUCAUCUACUGUCCCCUGGUGGCCAUGUUCUACCUGCCCACCAACUACAGCUGGCUGGUCAGCAGCAGCUACAACAUGCGCACCUGGCGCUUCCUCAUGCUGAUCGUCCAGAUCCCCGGCUGGAUCACCCUGGUGGGCCUGCUGUUCGUGCCGGAGACGCCGCACUUCCUCAUGUCCGUGCAGCGCCAGGACCAGGCCGUGAAGGUGCUCCAGUGGAUCGCCCGCCUGAACAGGAAGAAGUGGGAGGACUUCGACAUCUCGCUGGCCGAGGACCCGCGCAAAACGAUCGUCGAGCAGCAGAGCUUCUUCCGCAACUUUAUUUACGAGAGCUUCCGCCUCUUCCAGCCGCCCUACGUGGUUACGUACGUCAUCAGUCUGCUGCUCAUCUUCGGGCUGUUCUUCACAUCCCUUGGCCUGGGCAUCUGGUUCCCGGUCAUCCGCAACAUGGACAACUCGGGCGACAACCGGCUGUGCGACCUGGUGGUCCAGAACCCGAACAUGCACGACCUCGAGGGGUCGGCCAACGCCACGGAGGUCGAGCCGCCGGUCUGCGUGGACACGAUGACCAACCUGGUGGACCCCAUCUACUACGCCCUGGCCUACAUGGGCUGCUACCUGCUCUCCACGCUGCUGCUGCAGUGCCUCAUCCGCAAGUACGUGCUCACGCUGCACUGCUCGGUGGCCUUCAUCCUGGGCGUUUCGCUGAACGGCCUUUCGCAGCCGACGCUGGUGCUGAUCUGCUUCGUGGGCAUGAUGACGAUGCCCGGGGUGCUCAUCCCGCUGGCCACCUCCGUGCUCAUCGACGCCCUCCCGAUCCACCUGCGCGGCAAGGCGAUCUGCAUGGUGCGAUCUCUGGCCAGAACCGGAGCUGUUCUCGGCAGCACCCUGGUGGGGUUCCUCAUCCACGUCUCCUGCGACCUCACCCUCAACGUGUUCAACUUCUACCUGGCAGUCUGUAUCGUCCUGACCAUCUUUCUACCCAAGUAACGGCCACGUCUGCAAACCCAUCUAAAUUGUGCGUGUUUUAUACAGUUGGUUCCCAGUUUGCAAGGAAAUGAUUCUCAAUUGACUGUCCAGGAUUAUGAAGUAACCCAAUAGCAUUGUAUAGCAUUUGCAGUCAAAAUGCUAGGUACAAACCGCUUACCCUCCUUCCACUUUGUAGUGUGUAAUCUGGUCUGCAUGUACAUUCUAAACUUUGUAAUCUUGAUAAAUCUUUCAAUGAAGAUUUUCCGAACAAAAA
Messenger RNA from Drosophila ficusphila, 1800 nucleotides. Its product is annotated as synaptic vesicle glycoprotein 2B. Lineage: Eukaryota; Metazoa; Arthropoda; Insecta; Diptera; Drosophilidae. The record is from RefSeq and is a predicted model, not a curated record. Gene Ontology annotation, molecular function: transmembrane transporter activity. Bases 90 to 1547 code for a protein of 485 amino acids. The transcript has 5 exons. Gene Ontology annotation, cellular component: membrane. Gene Ontology annotation, biological process: transmembrane transport.